Molecule: messenger RNA, 996 nt
Organism: Suillus bovinus
Lineage: Eukaryota; Fungi; Basidiomycota; Agaricomycetes; Boletales; Suillaceae
Exons: 5
Coding region: 77-790 (237 amino acids)
Biological process (GO): peptidyl-proline hydroxylation to 4-hydroxy-L-proline
Cellular component (GO): endoplasmic reticulum
Molecular function (GO): iron ion binding; procollagen-proline 4-dioxygenase activity; L-ascorbic acid binding
Source: RefSeq, a predicted model, not a curated record
CCUUAACCAAUUUGACCAGUGCGGUUCGGUUGCCUUGUCUCCCUUCAAAGUCCUCUGAUAUGUUCUGGAUCCGGACAUGCCAAAGAAAUCGAAAGCAUCAAAGGAUAUUGUCCAAACACCACACAAGUCUGCGGUGUCGCUAGCUCUUACGUUUCCAGACAUCUUGCAGAAAGAAGCUCUCGAAUGUCGCGUACUGCUGGAAGACCAGAUCAUCCUUAUCGAUGAUUUUCUCUCUGUUGAAGAAUGUAAACGUUUUGUGAAGUUUAUCGACACACUUCCGUUGGAGUUAACACCUCCCAAGAAGAAAGGGGAGGCUGAGAGGGUCAAUUUUCGCUCUUCCGUGACGUCUAUUUCAUUUGCUCAGAAGUUGCAUUCCCUUUUGUUGCCACAUCUCCCAUCUUUCCCUCCUCCGACUUUGGUCAGGCGGCGCCCUCCCCUUGGCGAAAAGCGCUCACCUCACUCAUGCAACUCAAAUAUUCGCAUGUACAAAUACACACCAUCCCAGUACUUUGGUCCUCACUAUGACGAUUCUGUCCGUGAUCCAGAGACGCAAGCAAAAUCUGAAUGGACAGUACUUGUUUACCUAACCGGAAUCGAGGAUGGAGUUGAAGGCGGUGAGACACUAUUCUACAAGGAUGAGCGGGGGAAAGCACGCGAAAUUAUUACAGCACCUCUAACGCGUGGAACUGUUCUUCUCCAUCGCCACGGAAAUGAAUGCCUUCUUCACGAGGGUUCGCUGGUCCGCAACGGCACCAAGUACAUCCUCCGCUCAGAUCUCAUGUUCAUGUGAUGACGAUUACAAUCGUCAUAUCCUUUACUCUUAAACUUGCGAUCUCUGGUAAUGAGGACUAGGUUGAUCGGACUUUCAGCUCACUUGUUAACUUUGUAUCAAGCUUUAAAUCGUAGUGCAUACCAUCAACUUUGUCACCACCUUGGUUAUUAGACGAUGUAUCUCUAUAAAUAUUUUCGAAUGCAUCUGGAAGCUUGUACUUGAAA